Messenger RNA from Lolium perenne, 3502 nucleotides. RefSeq lists its product as uncharacterized. NCBI's taxonomy places the organism in Eukaryota, Viridiplantae, Streptophyta, Magnoliopsida, Poales, Poaceae. The record is from RefSeq and is a predicted model, not a curated record.
UAGUUAAGAAGGUGGGUUAGAGGAGUGAACAUAGAUUUCGGUUUGCAUAUACUGAACUCCGUGCUCAGGAAAAGAAGACCUUGGGGCUUGGUCAUCAGUUUAUUAUUAUACUUUGCGCUUUGGAAAAGAAGGCGUCACAUCAUCAGUUUGGAAUUUAUUAACAAAACAGCGUCAUCGCUUCUUAAUUAUUGGUCAGAUCUAAAUCUUGCUUUUGGCUUGGAUAAACAUAAUAUUUUAUUGAAACAAGGCAUGGAUAAGCAUAUUUUUUUCAUACAGAGGAAAUAAAUCAUUUAAUAAAUUUUAUCAUUGUAUCAAGCCGAUAUGAUAGAACAAGAGUCUAACCUCAGGCCUAUGCAUACAACUAUAUGAUAGCCAGCACAUGCUGAGUUCACGAACCGAUAAAGAAAAAGUUCAAAAGAGAGGUAAAAACAUCCUCAUUGCCUGCCUGCCCCAGUUGGGCACACGUGGUUUAAGCACUUAAUUAGUGGCUGCCUAGUAUACAUAUGUGCAUAUUGGAUUGCUCUAUCGGUCCCUGUUGCAGUUGGUAUGAAGAGAAUGGGUCGUGAGAGAUAUGACUCUGAUUGGAAGGAAGUGAAGGUUAUCAAUGGCUACGCUGUGUUUAUGGCCUACUUGUCAUUCGCAGUGAGAGGGUUAGGCUUCCUGGUCAUGACGUGGACUACAGUGGUUCUUCUCGGUGGCUUUGUCUCUAUGGUAGACAAGCUAGAUUUCUGGCUUCUCACGGUGAUCACCCUAAUACAGAUACUCUGGAUCGAUGUCUCUUUCAAUCAAAGGAUAAGGUACAUUGGUGGUCUGUACUCGAACUUGAAGGGGGUGAACAGUAUAUUGACAGAUAAUGCUCACCCUGAGAACAGGGUACCACCAGAUGUAAAGCGAGCUGUGGUGGUGGUACUUGCAGUGAUCAGGCCGGUUCUAGCGCUGGUUCACAAAGUGAUGUUGCACAUGUACAUUGGCCCUCUGAUGUGUCUCCUAUGGUCUGGGAUGGUCAUCACCACUGUGAUUUCGAUACGAGGUCUAGUGCAACACAACCACUACGGAGACAAGGAUGUGGACAAAAAGAACAUGGAUCCGGCGCAUAAUGUCUUGUAUGUCUUAUGUGUUGCCCAAGGCGCCCUGUUCUUGUAUUAUUCUGUCUUGUUGCUUUCGGAGAAGAGGAUAGCUAAACAAGUGAGCCGAGCAUACGGCUUCAAAGAUGGUGGCCAUGCAGUUUUGGGCUACUUGCGCGAGAUUAAGAGGGGAUGCUUGAAGAGUCCAUCCUCUGCCAGAGGAAGGAACCUCGUCACUUAUGCUGUACAACUCAUGGAGUCCAAGUCACCUCGUAGGUGCCGUACCGGGAUGCUGAUACUGGACAGGCUACUCACCCGACAUAGUUCAGACAAUGUUGUUAAAGAUCCAAAUUUUGUUGAAGAAAAUCACACAGAGCACAGGACCGGAGCUCUUUUUAAUCAAAAGGAAAUGAUGAAGGAGAACGAGGAUGAGAAGAAAAAUAAUAAGGAGAAAGAGGAGAAGAAAACGAAGGAGAAAGAGGAGAGGAAAAAGAAAAAGGUGGAAGAUAAGGAGGAGAAGAAAAAGAAGAAGAAGAAGAGGAAGCAUAAGCAGCCAAAGAAGGAAGAGGGGAAGGGGAAGAAGCACCAGAAAUUGCAGAAGGAGAUCAGAAGGCAAUGCUGGUUUAUAAAGCAGAUGAUCGGGUCUACAUCCUCCACCCAUGUUCUCCAGAAACUCCUUCAUAUGCUAGAUUCGAGAGGAUCAUAUGAAAAAUUGAUGAGGGAAUCUGCUGCAAGGAUAGUGGAGUAUGUUGCUGUCGGGAUUCGUUUGGAGCAGUUCCCACGAGGGAUCCAAUGCAUAUCUACACUCCUCAACACCUUUGAAGAAUACCGUGGACUCCAGCCAUCGUCAUCGUCAUCACCAAACACAAACAAUAGUCAUGAUCAGGAACAAAGCAGCAGCACCAACGAUCAUUCUCCGCCAUCAGAUUCAGAAUCAGAUUCAGAGUCAGAAUCAGAAUUAGACUUGGACAGCCACGUCAAUUGGCGUCCAUCACCCAAGGAUACAAAGAGCAACUACAAUGCCCACUCGUUUGACGGAUACAAAAGUCUGGUGCUUACUGGCCUUCGUAUCAUUUGCAGCCUCGCGGGUAGUGAGCACAACUGCAGGAUCAUAAGCAACACCAGACAUCUUACCUGCAAGAUCAUGGCACCCAUCAGCUGCGAUCUAGUGCACAGUACCCAUCAUAGUGCAUGGUCCACUUGUGUAGUAGAGGAAUCGCUCAAGGUGAUGCUUCGGCUCGUAACUGCCGACGGAGAGACCGGGAUCCAGCUACGUCGACAGAUCUCAAACAACAAAGAAGCAAUCACCACCAUGGAAAGAAUUGUUACUUGUGUAGAAUGUAAAGGCCAAAAGCUACAUAUGAAGGCCAUUAAGAUCCUCACUCAAGUAUGCAGGGAGAAAACUGAAAUAAGGGAGUUUCUGGCUAAGAUACUCGUGAGCAUCUUUGUCAACGAUGACAGCAGCAACGACUCCAUCAGAAAGGCUGCGGGCAAAGCACUGGUUGUGCUGAUUUUCAGCAGCAAAAGCAUUGCCACCAUACUCCCCAAGGAGAAUGAUGAUGCAUCUGAGUUCGUUGCUGGUCUCGUUAAAAUAGUUUCACAAGUUGGGAACCACGAUGCAUGGCGAAAAAGUGCAGCGGAAAUUCUGGAGCAUCUAUGUGUUCAUUACACUGAUAAUGAAGAAUAUCUCCGCACACUCAAGAAUACCAUGACCUGCGUGAUACCAAAGGUGCUGAGAGAAAUAUUGUCGGUAGGUGAUGAGUCAAAGCCGGUGUAUGGCAGAUCAGAUGCGGACAUCGAAUGGCAAGUUGUCGACGGUGGGUAUGCUGCUUCACAAGUCAGUGUCAGAGGCACCACCACAAUCAACAACAAGUACAACAACAACUUGCAUGCUGCCCUGCUAUCCCUCUGUGUGACAGCAUGUGAGACAUUAAACCUUGAUCUCGACAUGUUGGGAGAAGGUGUGGCCUUCAGCUUGGCGAGGAAGAUGGUGCAGCUGAACAGCGGCAAUCUCACGGCCGACUGCCUGGCAACGAUGAAGCUUACCGUCAGGAUGGUGAUAGCGGCGCUGACGAAACUCAGGGGCGCCCCCGGCAUCAUCGUCAAACGAGCUGACCUGGAGAGCCUGAUGGAGUCUCUAUCCAGGGCUUCACAGACUAUGCUUGAUCUUGAGAGCUGCAUGGUUUUCGCUGCCGCCGGGCCAACGACGACAACGACCCUCGAUUCCCUGGUGGAACAGGCGCAAAGUCUCCAUGCCGAGAUCAAACUGCGAGAGCUGGAAAUCACGCCAGCAAGCCAGGCUAGUAGCUCUCUCGGUGCCAACAAGCUACUCUAGAUUAAUUUCGAGGGCAGGCUACAGUAUAUAUUUUUAGAUGUGUAUUUGCUUAUAUUCAUUAACCUGUAAUGUACUGGACUGUCCUGUCAUGAAUGAACUAAUU